AUGAUGGAGGGUGGUGACAUAAACAAUUUUCUCUUCGACCAGGACGAUUGGCCGGAGGAAGAUUUCAUGAGCUUGCUGAAGAUGGAUGAUACAAUGCUGUUCAGCGAACCGUCCACCAACAAUGGCGGCGGUACGGACGAGCUGGACGAUAUUAUGCGACAGCUCAACUAUAGUUACUCCACCGAGACGUAUCUGGGCGAGCAACAGGUCACAUCACCGCUGUCGUCCCAUUCGUCCUCGGAUCAAGAUUUCCACGGAUUCCCAAGCACAACCGAUGGCGGCAGCAGUAGUGCGUCACUGGAUGGGUAUUUCGACGAGGGUUACGCGGUACGCAUGCAGGACUCUCCGCCCAUGAAGUCGGAACUAGCGAGCGUAGACUUCAACAUGCUAAACGUACUGGAACCGGGCAGCCCAACCGAACAAGGGGUCAUCUCUUCGGCUGCCUCUGACAGUGGACUGUCAAGCGAUCAUCUUGAUCUGGACCCGAACGCGGAAUAUGAGGCACUCAGUCCCGGUAUGUCUUCACCCGGUCCGUCCAUUAGUGAACGCGGUGGCCAGAAUUCACCGCCUCGUUAUAUGAAAACAGUCCAGAAUCAGGGCACGGAAACACCUCAAACUAUUCCACAUGUCCAGCUUGCUGCAUCGCAACCGGUCCUAACGCAAAUGAUAGUUACGGGCCAACCAACGACACAAACAACGGUACCGGCUCGUGCUGAAAAGUUGGUUACUAAAGCGAUUGUUACUAAUGCAACAACCGGCAUGAAUCCGCAACCGAUGAAAACUUCCCCGAGCAAAAUGUCUACGGCGACCGUGUACCAACAGUCGGCGGGAGUAAAAUCAUUGAUUAGCAACGGUCCCAAGAGGAUUUUUGCAUCGGCCAAUAGAAAUACCACGGUAUCUGGUGCCACGCCGCAGCAGAUCGUAAGCAACGGCAAAGAGCUCAAGAUAAUCCGUAUGGCAACGAUGAAAAACGGUCAAACGGUUGCAGUUGCCAGUGGACUUACGGCGGCCAGUACGACGACCAGUAACAAAAAGGUUACCUUGCAGUUGAAGAACUCAGCGACGAACAUGAAAACGGCCGGUGUCAGCGGCACGGUUAUUCCCAAGAAUGUGGUUCUGACUUCGUCGUCGGCUAAUUCGUGCAGCCCCGGCACCACCACCGUUCCCGGUGUGCGCAAAGUUAUCCGCAUGCAGCAGCAAACGCAACAGAAUGGACGCCAGAUACUUGUCCCGGUAACGAUUCAAGAUCUCCGAACGAUUAAGAUCGUCAACUCGAACAAUAUGAAGAAUAAGUCGGCCAACAUCAAGCUGGCUGCGGCUAACAUGCUGCAACAGUCAAAGCAGGGUCUAAUACAGAAGAACAUGGUGCUAAGCAAGGAUCAGCUGCUGAUUGAUGACGGUCUGUCGGACGCUGCGCCGAGUUCGUCCGAUUCGGAAAGCUACGUGUUUGAGGACAUCAUGGAGCAGAGUAACUCGGUGAUUGCCGAGGUAGAACGCCAGCAGAAGCAUAUCAUCAGCGAUUCCGACGUCGAACCGGACGGGGACGAUGGUGAUGAUGACGACGUCGAUAUGGAUGACAUUGGUAAAGGACGCAAUCAGAACGGAACGUACCAGAAGCUGAUGUUGACGGCGGAGGAGAAACGCCUGUUGGCGAAGGAAGGCAUCUCCCUACCGACCAGCUAUCCGCUAACCAAACACGAGGAGCGUGAGCUGAAGCGCAUUCGGCGAAAAAUUCGCAACAAAAUCUCGGCCCAGGAUUCACGCAAGCGCAAGAAGGAGUACGUCGACGGACUGGAGGAAAGAGUGAAACAGUGUACUGAAGAGAACCAGAAUUUGGUGAAACGAAUCAAGAUUCUGCAGAGCCAAAAUCACGACCUCGUUAGCCAGAUGAAACGCAUCCAGUCGCUGCUGACGAAGGGCACAAGUAAGACCACACAGCCUGCCACCUGUCUUAUGGUGCUGUUGAUCAGCAUGGCUCUCGUGGCCGUUCCAAACCUUAAGCUUGGAAACACGGCCACACAGCAAAACAUUCAAGACUCGAUAGAGAUGUCUGAGCUGAUGCAGGAAGUGGCAAACGAUAAGCUGCAGGUGCAGCAGAGUCGUCGCUCGUUACUAUUCGACACCAAGGAGCAAGCCCAUGGCAGCGAUGAGGAGUUGAACUUUGAGGAGAUCAUGUCCUCGUUCAACGCGAACUCGUUGAUCGCGAAUGAGCACGACUAUUUCAGCGAGGCUGAUGGUCGUUCCGGCAACGAACCACCCUCAGCGAAGCGCUCGAAGCUGAUGACCACCACACUUAUAGACUACGAUGUGGACGAUGACGUUUGGAACGGUGGAAACAAGAUCCGCAUCAAGCAGGAAGCGGCGGGAUCAAUGUCACCAGACAGCAGUACCAGUACCCUCGGCAGCAACAACCAGCUGUUUGAGCAGCAAGUGCGUUUAUUCCAGUCCACUUUGCAGAAGAGUAUUCGUGACGAAGAGAAUGUUGUGGCGGAUUUCGCACGGGACAACAUCAACAGCCAGGUGAUUGUGGAUCGCGAGUUGUUCGAUUUGGUCGGCAAGCACGAUAACGGAUUGUUGUACGAGAUGAACCACAAUACGUUCGCGGGUCUGCAGACGAAGGGCGUGAAUGAUGUGAACGGUAUCGAUCUGCUUGGUGGUGGAGUCCGUUCCGAACCAACCGUCGUUGUUAAUGCCGACUCGACAGCGGGUGAGCCGAACGAAGCACGAAAGGUGAACGCUUCGCAGCAGAUUCAGCAGCAAAACAACAAGCGUAAGUUGCUGCUCUAA
This is a messenger RNA of Anopheles marshallii, 2787 nucleotides long. RefSeq lists its product as uncharacterized. Bases 1 to 2787 code for a protein of 928 amino acids. Gene Ontology annotation, molecular function: DNA-binding transcription factor activity, RNA polymerase II-specific; RNA polymerase II cis-regulatory region sequence-specific DNA binding. The record is from RefSeq and is a predicted model, not a curated record. The transcript has 4 exons. Gene Ontology annotation, cellular component: nucleus. NCBI's taxonomy places the organism in Eukaryota, Metazoa, Arthropoda, Insecta, Diptera, Culicidae. Gene Ontology annotation, biological process: regulation of transcription by RNA polymerase II.